Molecule: messenger RNA, 1983 nt
Organism: Cynoglossus semilaevis (tongue sole)
Lineage: Eukaryota; Metazoa; Chordata; Actinopteri; Pleuronectiformes; Cynoglossidae
Gene: mns1
Product: meiosis-specific nuclear structural 1
Exons: 10
Coding region: 173-1678 (501 amino acids)
Biological process (GO): cilium organization
Cellular component (GO): motile cilium
Source: RefSeq, a predicted model, not a curated record
AUUGGCUAAAUGCAGGGACACGCGGCGUUCCCAGGACAACGAGUUUUCAAACAAGUGUGGAAACUCAGCGACAGCAGCUUUAAGGACAUGUCUGCACUUUUACUGUUUUCAUUUAAAGUCGUUCACACUGUACGAGUUUAAAUAUAUAAAAACGGGGGAAUUAUCCACAAACAUGAGCGGUUAUUGGUCCUACAGUCAGCAACAGGAACGGCUCAGGACCCAGCGGCAGAAUCAGGAGCAGCGGCGACAGGAAGAAGUCCAGCGUGUGGACAGAGAGCGAAAGCUGCUGGCCUGCCUCAAGGAGGAGGACAACUUUGAAAAGAGGAGAAACCUGAGACAGGUGCAGAAGCAGCUAUGGGAAACACACAGGGAGACAGUCAGGAUCCAGGCAGAGGAAGAAAGACUAAACAGAAUAAAGCAACAGGAACAUGAAGAGAAAGUGGCUAAAGAGUUGAGUCGCAUCAACUUUGAAAAGCAAAGAGAAGAGAAAAUGAAGCAACAGGUCAUUGAGAACAGUCUGGAGCUCAGAGAACUGAAGUCAAAACUGAAUUCUGCUUACAUGAACAAGGAGAGAGCUGCACAGAUCGCAGAGAAGGAAGCCAUUAGGUUUGAGACGAUGCGUGAGGAGGCAGACGUUGCUCGCCAACGGAAAAGUGAGCGAGAGCAAGCGCACAUGGAGCAGCAGAAGUUGGAACUGAAACGCCUGGAGGAGCAGGUGCAGUAUCAGCGAGAGCUGGAGCUGCAGCUCGUAGAGAAGGAGCGCAGGAGACAGGAGGCGUACGAAGAGUUCCUCAAAGAGAAGCUCCUGGUGGACGAGAUCGUCAGGAAGAUCCACGAGGAGGAUCAGAGGGAGAGGCAGCUGAAAAUGGAGAAGGUCAAAGCCACGAAGCAGCACGUUGAAGAGUUUAAGAAACAACAGGACGAGUGGCGGCGCAUGGAGCAAGAAAGGAUGGAAGCUGAGAACAGACGCAUCAUGGAGUUCGUGAGGCAGCAGCAGCUGUUAGAGGAGAGCAGAGUGGCCAAAAUCAGAGAGAGAGAGGAAGCCAAAGAGCAGCUCCAUAAAUUGCUCUCCAAAAAGAUUGAAGAGGAGAGGCAGCAGCGUGAAGAGAUGGAAAGAGUCCUGGAAGAACUUUAUUUUGAGGAACGAGAAGAAGCCAACAGGCUGAAGGACAUUGAGGAAAUGGAGAGGAAAAUUCGACAACGGUUAAAGAUGCAGCAAGACCAACAGGAUCAGCUGGCUUUUAAAGUGAUGCUACGUCAGGCAGAGAGGGAAGAGGAGGAGGCCUUUAGGAGAACCAUGAUGGCCAAGUUUGCAGAGGACGACCGGAUAGAGCAGAUGAACGCCCAGAAAAGGCGAAUGAAGCAACUGGAGCACAAACGAGCAGUGGAAAAAUUGUUAGAGGACAGAAGACGGCGGCGUCAGGCAGACAUGGAAGAGGAGGCUAAAGAAAAUGAGAGAGAACAGCAGAAGGAGGUGCAGCGGCGACAGAUCAUCGAGCAGGAGAGACAACAUCUUCUGAAGCGACAUGCUGCACAACUCCUGGGGUAUUUACCAAAGGGCUUGCUACAUGAAGAAGACCUGGAGCAUUUCGACGAGGACUUCAGGAAAAACUUCAAACCAAGUCAUGAUGAGGACGCCUCAGAAGACAGCUGGUUAGAUGAUGGCGGACUGCAGUGAAUAUUCAGUUUUCACAAAGUCUGACCUAGAGAUUAAGAACUCCAUGUUUGUGAAUGAGAACAGCUUCAUUAGGUCAAUGAGGCUUCAUGAAAGGGAGAGAAUUUCCCAUUUCUUCUUAAAAGUAUAGUUCCACAAUAACAACUCUACAUCAACUGUACAUGUAGAUUAUCCUACCUGUGGUGUUCGUCACUACCCUUACUAUAAAAAUAUGUAUUUUAAAAUUGACUAUGUAUUUUUAAAUUAUAAUUGAAAACAUAUAAGACUUGUGAUCACCCUGACUGUUUUUCUGUUACGUUGAUUCUCCC